AUGUCCAAACCCAUAAUCACCACGCUUUCAAACGACGUCUUGGAUCAAAUCUUCGAGGAUGUGGAUCGAAAGGAUCUGCUGAGUCUGAUCAAGACGCACCGAGUCUUUCACAAAUCCGCCCAACGCCUCUUAUUCCAGUCGAUUGACCUCCCUGUACAAUCAACCCUGGCCCCUCCAUUCGUUCAAGGCGGGCAUGCUGCGGAAGUCAGCCACCUACCGACACCCCAGGAUCGGCAGGAUCCGGAUGAAGAGCCGCUGCGGUAUCGACGGGAACCCCGUCCAUUACUACCUCCGGUCUUCCUGCCACUAGAAGACUAUCAGAUCCCAAAAGAGUACAGGGAGCACGAGGCUUUUGGCAAUGUCGCGGCUCGGCAGCAAAGGAUUGCCUUGUUCCUCCAGGCUAUCGAGAAGGCGCCGCAGCUUGCAGAACAUGUACGCCACGUUCGGAUAGACGCUGAGUGGGGCCUACAGCUUUUCGUCCACGAGCAAGCCAUCACCAUCUUCGAUAAACUGCCGAACGUGCGAAGCAUCGAGGUGACGGUCAAAGACCGGUUGAAGGGUUCGAGAUGGCAUGCUUACCAGAACAUGUGCAUGAAGCAACUCUGGGCGGUACUCGAAGAUGAACCCAUCGAGACCGUCACUCUGAAGACACCGACGUUGAGGAUCCUCCGUGAACUCAUCCAGAUCCCUACUUUGAAGACAUUCUUGAUUGAAACCCCGGCGCCCUGGCAUGAAAGCCCUGAGUCCGAUAUCAAAAAAUUUCGCAUCAUUCACAAUUGGUUCGACCCCGAACCCGACUCCAUCCCCAACCUCACACACUUCAACUCUGGAACCUUUCAAAUCAGCCCUCUCGCUCUGGGGAAACUGCUACGCCUAUCUGAAAAGACGGAGUCACUGCACCUAACCAUCAACUGCCUGUACGCCUGGCAAAGGGACAUCGUACCACCAUGGUUUCGUCCCACACCCCCUACUCCUCAAACCGUCAUCGACGUCCUGCAAGCUUACCCAGACCUCCCUUCCAGCUCAAAACAACUCUCCCUCCUCGAACCCCCUUCCGCCAACUUCAGAGAACACCCCUACCCCGCCUUCUCGCCCUCUUUCACCUUCCUCAAAAACCUCCAAGUACUACGCGUAACCUCAUCCCUCUGGUACAACAACCUUGUCGACCUCCCCAACUCCGCAAAGAAAACAUGGAUCUGGCAGAAGCAGGAUCGUUGCGCCGCAGCCGCAUACACUCUCGUUCCCCCCUCGGUGCGCGAACUAGAAAUCCAAUUCUGCGGGCCCACCGAGGCUAUCUUCGCCACUGGUGAGGGCCGCGCGCAGUUUAGGCGUUUGCCUCAGGCGCUGCCGCCCAAGGGGUUGAACUGGAUAACGCAGUUUGCGUAG
This is a messenger RNA of Alternaria arbusti, 1386 nucleotides long. RefSeq lists its product as uncharacterized. NCBI's taxonomy places the organism in Eukaryota, Fungi, Ascomycota, Dothideomycetes, Pleosporales, Pleosporaceae. The record is from RefSeq and is a predicted model, not a curated record. The transcript has a single exon. The coding region runs from base 1 to 1386 and encodes 461 amino acids.